UUGAUGUUCUUCGUUUCUUGCUUUCUUGUUCCUCUGCCACAAUAUCGGUCUCAACGCAAACUCUGUCCAAAACCACCGCUUGAUUCUCUCUUAUCUCUUCCCAAUCUUAUCCUAAUUCAUUCUUCCCGCAAAUUUCUCUUCUUACACUCUUUCUCUCUCUCACUCUGCUUCCAACACCAAUAAAGCUAUCUUCUUCUGAACCCAGAAAAGGAAAAAAAACAUGGACCUUUAUGUAAUAAAAUCUUCAUGUAUUCUGUAUUGUAAAAAAUGAUUUCUUUUUGUUAAUUUCUGAGCUUAAUUGGUUCACCUCAUUUCAAUCAAAUUCUGAUUUUUUGUUUAGUUGUGUUGAUUUGGGUUUUCUCUGCACACACACUCAAAGGCUGCGACUUCUUCAAGGGUUGAUCGAAAAAUGGUGUCUGGGAACGACCCAGUUGAGUCCUUCUUCAAUUCCAUUCAGGUUGUGAAGGAAUCGCUGUCCCCUUUGGAAGUGGGUAUUCGGAAAGCUGCAAAGGAUCUUGAGCACUGCUUCCUGUCAGGGCACAAGAAUAAGGGCACGAAAGGUGUUUGUUUGAUUGCCCAGGUGAAGCAAGGUGGUGAAUUUCAGAUCUGCGAUGUGAAGAAGAAGAAAGGGUUGUCAAUGAAGGUUCCCUUGAAGGCUUUCUUGGGUAUUUUCUCACAAAACUCAGUGAGUGGUAUUGGGAAUGUGAAUGUGAAUGGUGAUGAGGUGGAUAAGAAGGGUGAUGGGUCUUCUUCUUGCACCAAUUGCUUGAAGUUUGCAGUGACUUGGUCUUUGCUGGUUAAUGGUUUCCUUCAGGCUCUCCCAGCUCCUUUCAAAGCUGGGAGAAAGAGGUCUCAGAAAAUGGCUGGUGAUGAAGAUGGGAAGGUAUGUUCAUGCAUGAAGCCAAGUGUUUCAUCGAGUGAAGUGACGCAGAAUGAGACCAAGGGCCAGUUUAUUAGGACAGUUAAGGAAAAAGGUGUGAAGUGGAAGGAUGGUAAACAUGUCUCACUUGAAUGUCUUAUAGGUUUAAUCUUUGAUCAGUUGAAUCAAACCAUUCAGAGUCUUGAUCAUGGUCUGCAUGGAAAUGACCCUGAAAAUGUGAAAACUUCACAACCUUCUAUACCACCUCAGAUUGGUCAUGUCAAUGCAUUCACAAACUUCUUGGAAGGGCACAAAAUGGAUGUGAAUAGCUUCUUGGGAAAUUUGAAUUUUGCAAAGGUAGGUGGUGUGCCAUCGGGUGUAGCUGGAGAAGAAAGUCCUUUAUCAAGUGAAGAAGGAUAUAAUGGUAAUAAUGCUAAUAGUGGUAAUGAUGAUAACAAGGAGGACGCUGGAGGGAUUUCGCCGCAGAAGGUUGCCUCUAACAUAUUCAGUAUUCCUCUAACAAAUGUGGAGCGUCUAAGGUCUACACUUUCCACUGUUUCAUUGACAGAAUUGGUUGAGCUGUUGCCACAGCUCAGGAGAGCAUCGAAAGAACACCCUGAUAAGAAGAAACUGAUCUCUGUACAAGAUUUCUUUAGGUACACAGAGGCUGAAGGGAGGAGGUUCUUUGAGGAGCUGGAUAGAGAUGGUGAUGGCCAAGUAACCCUGGAAGAUCUAGAAAUUGCAAUGAGAGACAGAAAACUGCCACGAAGAUAUGCCAAAGAAUUUAUGAGCCGUACAAGAAGUCAUUUGUUUUCUCGGUCCUUUGGAUGGAAGCAGUUCUUGUCAUUUAUGGAACAAAAGGAGCCGACAAUUCUUCGUGCAUAUACUUCUCUGUGUCUUACCAAAUCGGGGACACUGAAGAAGAGUGAAAUAUUGGAAUUACUAAAGAAUGCAGGGCUGCCUGCAAAUGAAGACAAUGCAGUAGCUAUGAUGCGAUUUCUGAGGGCAGACACAGAAGAAUCUAUUUCUUAUGGACAUUUCCGUAAUUUCAUGCUUCUGCUUCCCUCUGACCGUCUUCAAGAGGAUCCUAGGAGUAUAUGGUUUGAAGCUGCAACUGUAGUCGCUGUCCCACCACCUGUCGAAAUUCCUGCUGGAAGUGUUUUAAGAUCUGCACUGGCUGGUGGCCUUUCUUGUGCCCUCUCUUGUGCAUUACUGCAUCCAGUUGAUUCAAUCAAGACUCGAGUACAAGCAUCAACCAUGUCCUUUCCUGAAAUCAUUGCCAAGCUGCCACAGAUUGGAGUUCGGGGUUUAUAUAGGGGAUCAAUCCCUGCAAUUCUUGGACAGUUUUCAAGCCAUGGCCUUCGAACUGGGAUAUUUGAAGCAAGUAAAUUGGUGUUGGUAAAUGUAGCUCCUAACCUACCGGAACUCCAGGUACAAUCUAUAGCAUCAUUUUGUAGCACGUUUUUGGGAACAGCUGUGCGGAUUCCAUGUGAAGUAUUAAAGCAGCGGUUGCAAGCUGGUCUUUUUGAUAAUGUUGGUGAGGCUCUUGUUGGGACUUGGCAGCAGGAUGGUCUUAGGGGUUUCUUUCGUGGAACCGGGGCUACCCUUUGUCGUGAGGUUCCAUUUUAUGUUGCCGGCAUGGGACUUUACGCAGAGUCUAAAAAGGGUGUCCAAAAACUGUUGGGGCGGGAACUAGAGGCCUGGGAAACAAUAGCAGUCGGAGCUUUAUCCGGGGGGUUGGCUGCCGUUGUCACGACGCCAUUUGAUGUCAUGAAAACUAGAAUGAUGACUGCGCAGGGUCGGUCUGUGUCGAUGACCAUAAUAGCCUUCUCUAUACUACGGCACGAGGGCCCCCUGGGGUUGUUUAAAGGAGCAGUGCCAAGAUUCUUUUGGAUAGCUCCCCUAGGUGCCAUGAACUUUGCAGGCUAUGAGUUAGCAAGGAAGGCCAUGAAUAAGAAUGAGGAGCUAGCUGGUAAGGCUUCGGAGUAAUGUUAAUUAAAACCUGAAUUUAGCUGCAGCCCUUGGGGAAUUUCUUACUGGGAAAUUUUUGAGCACUGACUGAGUUAAUUGCAGCUCAUGCCUGGAUUUUCUUUAAUCUGCGGGUCAUUGAUGCUGCACUGAAAUUCACAUUUUGUUUCCUUUGUUCAUUUUGUACUUUUUUUGAGUCUGCCAUUUGUAGCAGCAGAAUCAACAAAAUUUUCUUGUACUUCCAAUUGAUUUCUUCAUCUAAUGUAUAGAUUUUAAAUCUAUCAUAAUCUUUCUCAGGUUUCUUCUUUUUGAUUUCCUGGCUUACUUAAUGGUCGUCUGAUUUUGCACUGCCUGAAGUCAU
Molecule: messenger RNA, 3188 nt
Organism: Arachis stenosperma
Lineage: Eukaryota; Viridiplantae; Streptophyta; Magnoliopsida; Fabales; Fabaceae
Exons: 7
Coding region: 410-2848 (812 amino acids)
Cellular component (GO): mitochondrial inner membrane
Molecular function (GO): S-adenosyl-L-methionine transmembrane transporter activity; calcium ion binding
Source: RefSeq, a predicted model, not a curated record